AACGCGAGCUACUACGCACCGGGCGUGACCGCAGCAAUCUGCCUCAUCGCCGUCGAAGGACUGUGGACGCAGACUGUGGCCGGCACCAACUACAAGUUCCAAGUGGCUGGAUGCGCUGUGAACGACGCGAGCGGCCUCGGCCCGAGCGUGGACCGCCAGUGCGCCAUAUCCGACUACGACGUCGUCAUCUUCUCGCAACCGUGGACUAACACACUGCAGGUCACUUCCGUGGCGCCCCAUACGAGCUAA
Phytophthora sojae is the source of this 249-nucleotide messenger RNA. RefSeq lists its product as hypothetical. The annotation marks the transcript as partial. NCBI's taxonomy places the organism in Eukaryota, Oomycota, Peronosporomycetes, Peronosporales, Peronosporaceae. The transcript has a single exon. The record is from RefSeq and is a predicted model, not a curated record.